Molecule: messenger RNA, 837 nt
Organism: Rodentolepis nana
Lineage: Eukaryota; Metazoa; Platyhelminthes; Cestoda; Cyclophyllidea; Hymenolepididae
Source: the annotation of a GenBank genome assembly
AUGUACGAGGUGAAUCGUGCACAACUGAGCCAACUCUCCUACAUGAGCAAUAGUUCUUUCGACGCAAUCUGUCAAGAGAACAUAAUAGAUGGUCCAAUUUCUCCACCAAGUCCUCCAAAACUGGACGAAUCAACAUCUCGACGCUAUGCUCUCUCCCUUCUCUCACGCAUCGCCGGCCUAAUUGGCGUUAACUUAGACGACCUUCUGGGCUAUUUACUGCCUUCCACCGCCAAGGCACCUUACUAUAUCACCACCACCACCAUCUUCAACAGCAAUAGUCCACGUUCCAAAGCUCUAGCAGAAUGGGGUGGCAUUAUCAACGAGAACAUCUUUAGGACGGGCUACAAUAGAUUCAUCGAGGGAGUCCCCAUUCUGAGAAUCGUUAAUCCUCUUGCAUUAGCUAAUCUUUAUGCGGCAGCAGCUUGGCCAACACUCUCCAGCCGUAUUCAACUGUUUGAAGAAAACAAGUGCAUUCUGGAAGACCUCAUAACCAGAGCCUCAAAUGGGUUUCCUAUGCUCCGUGUCCACACUCCUCAAAUGGAGAAGCGUUUUCUGAAACUGAUAGAAUUUAUUCUGAGCAGAUCAUCGCAUUCACACUUGCUUGAGCGUCAAGACACUUCAGACAGCUUCGGUUCGAUAAGUGAGGAUGAAAAUGGAAAGCAGACAUUGACAUCAAUACGCGAUGGUGAGUCGGAGGAGACCACGAACACGACUAUACCCUUUAUUGAUGAAUCUCGACUCCAGGUCUCUACCGAACUCGCUGAACCCUCAACAGCGAGCAGCAUCCAGGCUUCACCGAUUUUAGGGAAUGCCCCAGCACCACUCCGACUGCGGUAG